GCUCCUUCGUGAACGGCUGCAGCUUAUCGCUCACCUGAUUUAUUUGUUUGUUUAUCAUUUCAAAAAAUGUUAGUUGUGUUUUACGAAUUUUAAUUUUAUUUAGUGUCAUUGCUUCUUGAUUUUAAUUUUAUAUCUUUAAAUUAGAUGGCGUAUUUUUAAAAAUUCUAGUACUUUGAAGAUUUAACUAGUACUUAUUUGUCUUGUUUCAAAUUAUUUCUGCUUUACUAAAAUAUUUUCAUAAACACUAUGAAAAAUGAGAAUGCUGUUUAUGGUGAAACUUUUUUAUUUUCUAAUUCUUUUUGUUACAAUAUCUGUCCUAUAUUGGUUGUUUUAUGAACCCAAAGAAGAUUUUAACUUUGACUAUUUUGACAAUCAAGAGGGCCAUUUCUUCCCAAUAGUCCCAAACCUAGUUCAUUAUGUGAUUUUUGAUUUAGUUUCUAUAGAUUUUACAACCUUCUUGUCCAUGACAUCAGUCAUAAAGAUACAACAACCUGACCAUCUGUGGAUCCACUGUAAUCAAAUACUUCAGGAGAACCAUUACUAUUCACUCAUAAAAGCCCUUGCGAAUCUAACUAAAACAAAAGUAUCCCUACACCACUUUAACCCACCAACUCAUGUAUUUGGCCAGCCUCUAAGCUCUAUCUACCAUAGAUCUGAUGUGGCACGAAUUGCUAUCUUGAGCGAGCACGGUGGAAUUUAUUUGGACACAGAUAUGCUUGUUUUAAAGCCUUUAGACAAAUUUCUUCACUAUGAAAUGGUUGUAGCGUGGCCCUACAAUGAUUUUCUUGGUAAUCAGAUACUGAUAGGCCACAAAGAAGCAAGAUUCCUGAAGCUAUGGCUUCAAGGAUACAGGGUCUAUAAGCCAAGGAUGUGGUAUUACAAUGCUGGCCAAUUUCCUACUGAGCAAAUAUUAUUGAAGCUACCUAACAUCGCACACCGCGAGCCUGAGAAGCUGGGUGUGCACAACUUAAUCAACGAGCUUUAUGAGCGUAAUGACUGGGACUGGGGCGAUUAUUAUGCUAUUCAUUUGCUUUCUCGUCAUCCCCCAGCACCAGUGCUGAAUGAGAAGACUCUGGACAAGUACAAUAUGACAUUUGGUGCUAUUGCUAGGUGGCUCCUAUUCAAGGUAGCUCCAUCUUUGGAUAUUACCUCCAUUCCUGUAAAAUGGUCUAGCUGAGCACUGUUUAGAAAUAAUGCCUUUGGAGCCCAUAAUACAAUAGCAUCUAUAGAACGCCAUAAUAUGCUGCUGAAUCUUUGAUUGCCUAUUAUUGGUUGAGCUCAAUAUUGUCCAAUGGUAAAUGAAUUCCUCAACACAUUAGAAGUUGAAGCCUCCAAUUUGUAUCCUCCCUCCUCAAUAUUCUCCUUUUUUAGAAUUGCAGAGUAAACACUCAGUUUUGGAGUCUGAGUUGACCUGCAAUCCAACUUUUUGCAGAUUUAGGAAGGCGCUUUCCGUACUCAGACAACUGUGCCCUACGACAUCCAGAUCAUCGACG
Molecule: messenger RNA, 1493 nt
Organism: Nezara viridula (southern green stink bug)
Lineage: Eukaryota; Metazoa; Arthropoda; Insecta; Hemiptera; Pentatomidae
Source: the annotation of a GenBank genome assembly